Molecule: messenger RNA, 1044 nt
Organism: Calypte anna (Anna's hummingbird)
Lineage: Eukaryota; Metazoa; Chordata; Aves; Apodiformes; Trochilidae
Gene: NSG1
Product: neuronal vesicle trafficking associated 1
Exons: 6
Coding region: 154-711 (185 amino acids)
Biological process (GO): endosomal transport; clathrin coat assembly; G protein-coupled dopamine receptor signaling pathway
Cellular component (GO): endosome; membrane
Molecular function (GO): clathrin light chain binding
Source: RefSeq, a predicted model, not a curated record
CUCGCAGCCUUUCCCCCCCCCCUCUCCCCAAACCUUCCCCCUCCUCACCCCUCGACCAAGGGCCGGGAGCCGCGGCGGGGCCGCUGCCUCACACCUCGUCGUCCCUUACGGAAGGGCCGGGAGCCGCGGCGAAAAUCCCUCUAUCCUGGAAGAAUGGUGAAACUGGGGAAUAAUUUCAGCGAGAAGAGCACAAAGCAGCCCCUUUUGGAGGAUGGAUUUGACACCAUCCCCCUGAUCACACCCUUGGAUGUCAAUCAGCUCCAGUUCCCACCUCCUGAUAAGGUUGUGGUCAAAACGAAAACAGAAUAUGAACCUGAUCGCAAGAAGGGAAAAUUCCGUACUCCUAAAAUAGCUGAAUUCACAAUCAGCAUCACUGAAGGGGUUUCAGAAAGAUUUAAGGUAACCAUGCUGGUCCUUUUUGCCCUUGCAUUCCUAACAUGUGUUGUAUUUCUGGUAGUCUACAAGGUUUACAAGUAUGAUCAUACCUGUCCAGAAGGAUUUGUUUUCAAGAAUAAUCAGUGCAUUCCAGCUGGGUUGGAAAACUACUACUCUGAGCAAGACUCCAGUGCUCGAGGGAAAUUUUACACAGUGAUCAACCACUACAACCUGGCCAAACAAACCAUCACACGCUCAGUGUCCCCCUGGAUGACUGUACUGUCAGAGGAGAAACUGUCCCAGCAGGAGACUGAGGCUGCUGAGAAAGCAGCUUAGAUUGAGGAGCUAAAGAUUAACACUGUCAUUGGAAGGCUUUGUCGAGUGUGAUUAAAUUGUGCAACUUUUGACAUUUUCACUUUGUGCAGAGUAAAGCAAGAAUAAGGCUGCUGCUUGGUGCAUUAUGAGGUAUGGAAAUACACAUUUCAGGAGAGAGAGAGAGAGAGAGCAAGCCACACAUUUCAUAGCAACAGAUUUACAGAGAACAUUCAGAUUUUACAGGCUGGAAAGAUCUCUUCCCCAAGACUGCCCUACACAGCAAUGAUUCAUGAUGCUUAAAUCUCCCCUUAUAUUUAGGACAAUAAAAACUUUGAUGAUGCACAAGUAAACACA